This is a messenger RNA of Eutrema salsugineum, 2236 nucleotides long. Its product is annotated as glutamate receptor 2.2. The record is from RefSeq and is a predicted model, not a curated record. The transcript has 5 exons. Gene Ontology annotation, molecular function: ligand-gated monoatomic ion channel activity. Gene Ontology annotation, cellular component: membrane. Lineage: Eukaryota; Viridiplantae; Streptophyta; Magnoliopsida; Brassicales; Brassicaceae.
CCAAAUGAGAAACAAGAGGGUGUUCUUCUUCGUUUUGUUCUGCUUCUUCUUCUCGGUGGAACUAAGCAGAGGACAAAACAACAAAAGAACCGAAGUCAAUGUUGGUGUUGUAACAGAUGUUGGAAUAAUGCAUUCGGACAUCGAAAUGCUCUGCAUCAACUUGUCUCUCGCCGAUUUCUAUUCUUCUCGUCCCCAAUUUCAGACAAGGCUUGUCGUCAGCAUUGGUGAUUCCAAAGACGACGUGGUUGGUGCCGCAGCUGCAGCUCUUGAGUUGAUAAAGAACAAGCGAGUGAAAGCCAUUGUGGGGCCAUGGACAUCUAUGCAAGCUCAUUUCUUAAUCGAAAUUAGCCAAAAAUCACAGGUUCCGCUUGUUUCCUACUCUGCGAUAAGCCCAUUUCUUACCUCUCUCCGUAGUCCAUACUUCUUCCGUGCUACCUAUGAGGACUCCUUUCAAGUAAACGCCAUAAAAGCUAUCAUAAAGUUGUUUGGUUGGAGAGAAGCCGUUCCAGUUUACAUCGACAACACCUUUGGAUAAGGUAUAAUGCCUCGUCUCACCGAUGCAUUACAAGAGAUCAACGUUCGAAUACCUCAUAGAUCUGUUAUCGCUCUCAAUGCAACUGACGCUGAAAUCUCUGUGGAGCUUCUUAAGAUGAUGACCAUGCCCACAAGAGUCUUUAUUGUCCACAUGUACACUGCUCUUGCCACAAGAUUCUUCAUUAAAGCUAAGGAGAUUGGCUUGAUGAAACCAGAAUAUGUCUGGAUCCUUACCAAUGGAGUAACUGAUGAUUUAAGUUUGAUGGAUGAGAAGGGAAUCGAGGCUAUGGAAGGGGUAUUGGGUGUUAAGACUUAUAUUCAGAAAUCCGAAGAUCUCGACAAGUUUAGAGCUCGAUGGAGGAAGAGAUUCCCACGAAUGGAUCUGAGUGUCUAUGGACUAUGGGCUUAUGAUGCUAUCACCGCACUGGCGAUAGCCAUUGAAGAAGCUGGAACAAAUAACUUGACUUUCAGUAAUGCGAAUGCUGGGAGAAAUGUAUCUGAACUUGAACCUCUUGGUUUAUCUCAAUACGGUCCUCAGCUUCUCCAGACUCUCUCAAGAGCUCGGUUCAAAGGACUAGUAGAAGAUUUCCGCUUUGUCAAAGGGCAACUGCAACCAUCUGUGUUUGAGAUUGUUAACGUUGUUGGAACCGGAGAAAGAUCAAUAGGAUGGUUUAUCUACUUGGGUGAAAACCGAUCUCAACAGAAACUUUUGUCAUGGAGACUUUGGGUGACUUCUUUUUGCUUCUUUUUCCUUAUUGGCUUUACUGUUUGGGUCCUUGAACAUAGGGUUAAUCCGGAUUUUCGUGGACCGGCUAAUUACCAAGCUAGUACCAUCUUCUGGUUUGCCUUCUCUACCAUGGUUUUUGCUCCAAGAGAAAAAGUGUACAGCUUCGGAGCAAGGAUCCUGGUUAUCACAUGGUACUUCAUCGUCCUCGUGUUGACUCAAAGCUACACAGCCAGUUUGGCGUCGCUACUAACAUCACAAGAGUUUUAUCCAACCAUAACGAGCAUGAGAAGCUUGCUUGAGAGAGGAGAAACAGUGGGUUAUCAGAGAACAUCAUUCAUCCUUGGAAAGCUUAAAGAAACAGGUUUCUCGCAUUCUAGCCUUGUGCCCUUUGAUACCGCUGAACAAUGCGAUGAACUUAUGAGAAAAGGAGAAAAAGGCGGCGUCUCUGCAGCUUUCUUGGAAAUACCUUACUUGAGACUCUUUCUAGGACAAUAUUGCAACACUUAUAAAAUGGUUGAAGAACCCAUAAAUGUUGAUGGAUUUGGCUUUGUUUUUCCAAUUGGAUCACCUCUUGUAGCUGAUGUUUCAAGGGCUAUCUUAAAAGUUGCAGAGUCACCUAAGGGGAUGGAGCUUGAGCGGGCAUGGUUCAAGAAGAAAGAAGAAAGUUGUCCAGACCCAGUCACCAAUCCAGAUCCAAAUCCAUCUUUUACCUCUAGGCAGCUUGGCCUAGACAGUUUCUGGCUUCUGUUUCUUAUUGCGUUUGUUAUCUGCGCUCUAACACUCGGCAAAUUCACAGUCUGUUUCCUAUGGAACAAUAGAGAUAAUAGGUGGCAAAGGCUUCACCAACAAGACAAUGAUUCGUACAUCAACAACGUAGAGAUGUGUCCUUGUUCGUUAAAUCAAAGCAUCCCUCGGAAUCCGGCGAAUCCGGCACCGGCAGCAGCAAACUAGACAAACAAUCGUUAAGACACUAGU